Molecule: messenger RNA, 2390 nt
Organism: Oncorhynchus nerka (sockeye salmon)
Lineage: Eukaryota; Metazoa; Chordata; Actinopteri; Salmoniformes; Salmonidae
Product: histone H1-like
Exons: 3
Coding region: 95-982 (295 amino acids)
Biological process (GO): regulation of apoptotic process
Source: RefSeq, a predicted model, not a curated record
CACACCCACAACUUCAACUUCCUUUUCGAAACCCCAACCGACACCCACCCAGUUUACCUACAGUCAGAACAAUAUCUCAAUCUUCUGAAACCAAAUGGCUGUCAAUCAAUUGAAUGAUGUCCGGGAGCAGUUUGUCAGCCUGGUGACAGAGGCUAAUAUCAAGGCUCUACUAGACAGACUUCAGCAUCCACAUGAAGGCAGAAGAUUUAUCAACAAGUUCGAGGCAGAAGAGGUGAUACAAAAAAACCCUGAGAGGGCCGACAAGGCACGUUCUCUUAUUGAUAUGGUGAUUAGUAAAGGUGAUGCUGCUUGCAAGAUGAUGUUAACCACAUGGCAUAAUCUAGACCCCUCCAGCCAGAUAUUGAACACACCGGCACAUGUCCUCACAAGCCAAAGGGCACUAGCUAUGCCUAUUCACCAAGCCCAACCAAACCUGAAGAGGAAGGCUGAAAGCAUUGGAAUUGGGACAGUUGGAAGCACUGUAAAUAACGCCAAGAGGCCCAAAAUUGAGGACCACCUUGAGAAAAACAUGAAGACCACACCCAAGGCACCUGUACCCAAGAAGCCUGCUGCAGCGAAGAAGCCUAAAGUCGAGAAGCCUGCUGCAGCGAAGAAGCCUAAAGUCGAGAUGCCUGCUGCAGCGAAGAAGCCUAAAGUCGAGAAGCCUGCUGCAGCGAAGAAGCCUAAAAUCGAGAAGCCUGCUGCAGCGAAGAAGCCUAAAAUCGAGAAGCCUGCUGCAGCGAAGAAGCCUAAAGUCAAGAAGCCUGCUGCAGCGAAGAAGCCUGCUGCAGCGAAGAAGCCUAAAAUCGAGAAGCCUGCUGCAGCGAAGAAGCCUAAAAUCGAGAAGCCUGCUGCAGCGAAGAAGCCUAAAAUCGAGAAGCCUGCUGCAGCGAAGAAGCCUAAAAUCGAGAAGCCUGCUGCAGCCAAGAAGCCUGCUGCAGCGAAGAAGCCUAAAGUCAAGAAGCCUGCUGCAAAAAAAUAGUUAAAUAAAGAUUUAAAACAUAAGAGCACCAGGUGCAUAUGCCUAAAAUUAUUCUUAUGAGAUGUUGUGAAGUUUUAGGCAUAUUCCCUUUAAAACAUUCAAAGCACCAUAUACAGUGGGGCAAAAAAAAGUAUUUAGUCAGCCACCAAUUGUGCAAGUUCUCCCACUUAAAAAGAUGAGAGAGGCCUAUAAUUUUCAUCAUAGGUACACUUCAACUAUGACAGACAAAAUGAGAAAAAAAUCCAGAAAAUCACAUUAUAGGAUUUUUAAUUAAUUUAUUUGCAAAUGAUGCUGAAGCUGCCAGCUGAGGACUUGUGAGGCGUCUGUUUCUCAAACUUGACACUCUAAUGUACUUGUCCUCUUGCUCAGUUGUGCACCGGGGCCUCCCACUCUUCUUUCUAUUCUGGUUAGAGACAGUUUGUAAUGUUCUAUGAAGGGAAUAGUACACAGACAUCUUCAGUUUAUUGGCAAUUUCUCGCAUGGAAUAGCCUUCAUUUUUCAGAACAAGAAUAGACUGACGAGUUUCAGAAGAAAGUUAUUUGUUUCUGGCCAUUUUGAGCCUGUAAUCAAACCCACAAUUGCUGGUGCUCCAGAUACUCAACUAGUCUAAAGAAGCCCAGUUUUAUUGCUUCUUUAAUCAGAACCGUUUUCAGCUGUGCUAACAUAAUUGAAAAAGGGUUUUCUAAUGAUCAAUUAGCCUUUUAAAAGGAUAAACUUGGAUUAGCUAACACAACGUGUCAUUGGAACACAGGAGUGAUGGUUGCUGAUAAUGGGCCUCUGUACACCUAUGUAGAUAUUCCAUUAAAAAAAUCAGCUACAAAUAGUCAUUUACAACAUUAACACUGUCUACACUGUAUUUCUGAUCUAUAUGAUGUUUUUAAGUGACCCCAAACUUUUGAAUGGUAGUGUAUGUUAUGGUUCACUCUUAGUUUUCCUUAUCUCCACUGUGGAAUGCCCAUGUUGAUCCUCUUGGUUCUCAUGAUCCAUCCACCUAUCUUCUUUGUUAGUCAGGCCUGACCCCUUCAUCCCGUAGUUUCUUUCUGUAAUCUAAUUUAUUAUGACUGAAGAUGCAUAAUUUUCUGCCGGGUCCCUUCUAAAUAGGGUAUAACAGACUCGUUAGAACUUUGACCACACGCCCUCUAGGCGUACUACAUGCCCUCUAUCAAAACAAAACUGGAAUUUUUCCUCAAAACAAAGGUAAAAAAGUAUGCUAGUCAUUUAUAGAAAAAUUCAUACCAAGUUUGAUGUUUCUGUGACAAACGGUGAAUUAGUUAUUUAUGUAUACUGCUUUCAAUGGCAUUUUAUGGAUUGUAUGUAUUUCUAUCAAGUCAAAUGGAAUUUCUACUCAAAACGAAGGCUGUUAAAGUAUGCUAGACAUUUAUAUAAUAAAUUAUAUCUUGUUUGAUGA